GUUGCCUUUAGGAUGGGGGAAGCUGAGGUGGAGUCCCAGCAGGUUCACGCUCUGGCAAUCAGCGCAGCCAGACCCUCUAAGCACCUUUCUCUCUCCCCUUCUUUCCAGCGCUGUGCUUAUAGCUCCUGGAUCAGAGAGAACAUCCACAAGAGGGAGUGUUGCUUCUUUGAAAAGGGUGUCAGAGAGGACACAUGUAGGUGUGGUUACCUAAAAACUGAUCAUGUGGACGAAGCCAUCAAGCCAGAGGACUUCACUGGGGAGCCGUGGGACAGACACAGACAUAUCCGUGAGGUGCCUACUGACGCUUUUGGAGACAUCAGCUUUGGUGGUUUGGGACAAAAGACAGGCAAGUAUGUGCGAGUGUCCACGGACACCAGCCCUGAAGUCCUGUACAGCUUACUGACCGAACAGUGGAAACUUUCCCCUCCCAACCUGCUGAUCUCGGUGACUGGAGGAGCCAAGAACUUCUAUCUGAAGGCUCGUCUCAAGAACAUGUUCCACAGAGGUCUCAUCAAAGUGGCCCAGACAACAGGUGCAUGGAUCAUCACUGGCGGUACCCACACAGGUGUGAUGAAGCAUGUAGGGCAGGCUGUUAGGGACUAUGCCAUAAGCAGCAGCUCCAUGCAGGGUCAAAUCGUGGCUAUCGGAGUGGCAACAUGGGGAAUAAUUCACAACAGGGACACUUUGGUGCAUCCAGAGGGUUGCUUCCCAGCCCAUUAUUUGAUGGACGUCAAGGACCAGGGCAGACUGUCCUGCCUCGAUAACAACCACACCCACUUCCUGCUGGUGGACGAUGGGACCCACGGACGUUACGGUGUUGAGAUUGAAUUACGUAGCCAACUGGAAAAAUGCAUCUCCGGAAAACGUAUUGGAAACAAAGAGAGCGGUGUGACCAUCCCUGUGGUGUGUGUAGUUUUGGAUGGAGGUCCAGGCACCCUGGAUACCAUCUAUAAUGCCAUGCUGAAUGGUACGCCAUGCGUGGUCUUGGAGGGCUCCGGGAGAAUAGCAGAUGUGAUUGCCCAGGUUGCAGGACUGCCAGUGACCCGGGUCACUAUCGCCCUCAUCCACCAGUUGAUGAAAAGGUUCUUUGGCCAAGAAUAUGAGACCUUUGCAGACCUCAAGAUUAUAAAAUGGACCAAGAUGAUUCAGGACAUCAUCAGGAUUCCACAAUUGCUGACAGUAUUCAGAGUAAGCGAGGACAGUCACGGGGAUGUGGAUGUGGCUAUUCUUCAAGCAUUACUCAAAGCGUCAAGGACCAGCGAGUCACUGGGAAUCGAGUGCUGGAAGAGGCAGCUGGAGCUGGCUAUAGCCUGGAAUCGAGUGGAUAUAGCGGAGACUGAGAUUUUCACUGAAGAGAGCCAGUGGAAGUCCAGUGACCUGCACUGGGCCAUGUUCUCAGCCCUGGUUGGCAACAGGCCGCGGUUUGUGAGUCUGCUGCUGGAGAAUGGCGUGAGUUUGAGGGAUUUCCUGCAGGACGAGGAAACUCUGUGUGAGCUCUACAAACAGCUUCCCACCUGCUUCUUUCUCCGCAAGCUGGCCAAGCGGGUCCACAGUUCUCGGCGCAGCGGGAGGAGGCAAGCAUUCGCCAUCAGGGCUCGAGUCCACUCAGGGCAAGGAGAGAUGAUCUCCAUGACUCAUGUAUGUGAGGAGGUGCGCCACCUGAUGGGCGGCUUCACUCAGCCUCUCUACCCUCCUUCCACUAUGACAUUCCACUUCAAUAUGACUAUGGAGGACACAUCUUUAUCACUGUCUAAAAGUCAGGCAGGUUCCCAAGCUUCACUCAGGGAGGACGAUGUUGCACAGAGGGACCCAGGAAGAGACCUUUUCCUUUGGGCUAUUGUCCAGAACAAUAAGGAGUUGGCUGAAAUUGCCUGGGAACAGUGUAGAGACUGCAUGUCUGCUGCUCUGGCUGCCACUAAGAUCCUGAAGAAAAUGGCAGAGGAAGGAAGCGACGCAGACGAGGCAGAGGACAUGCGAGAGCUCGCCAAUCAUUAUGAGAAACACGCCAUCGGUGUGUUCAGCAAGUGCCACAACAAUGAUGAAGAGCGGGCUCGGAAGCUGUUGGUUCGUGCGUCACCGUUGUGGGGAAGGACGACGUGCCUGAGGCUGGCACUGGAGGCUGAUGAUAAAAACUUUGUAGCUCAGUCAGGUGUUCAGGCUCUUCUGACUCAGAUCUGGUGUGGUGAGCUUUCAGUGGACAACCCUGUGUGGAGGGUGAUGGUCUGCAUGGUCUUCUUCCCUCUUAUCUACACUGGCUUUCUGGUUUUCAGACGUGAUGAAAUCAUCCAGAGAGAAGCUGAGAGGAAGGAGGAGAUCAAGACAGUAGAGACUGUGACAGGAAGCACACUUAGAACAAAUUCUCGUAGCUUUGACUCCCACAGCUUGCGGCGCCUGAAGACUCUGAGCUGCUGGUCCAGACUAGUCUGCCUGUACAGCUCUCCACAGGUCAAAUUUUACUGGAAUAUUGUGUCUUACUUUGCCUUCCUCUUCCUGUUUGCUGUGGUGCUGAUGAUCGAUUUCCAGGAUACGCCCUCGGCGGGGGAAGUACUGCUUUACAUCUGGCUGCUCUCUCUGGUGUGUGAGGAGGUCAGACAGCUGUUUCAUGAUCCUGAUGGCUUUGGGUUUCGUAAGAAAGCCAAGAUGUACAUCCAUGACCUGUGGAAUAUUUUAGAUGUCCUCUCCAUCAUCCUGUUUAUUAUCGGCCUUGCAUUUAGACUGACAUCUCGGCUGUUCUAUGCGGGUAAAAUCAUCCUCUGCAUCGAUUUCGUGGUCUUCUGCCUCCGUCUCAUGGCCAUCUUCACCAUCAGUCGAACCCUAGGACCCAAAAUCAUCAUAGUCAGGAGAAUGAUGAUGGAUAUGUUCUUUUUUAUGUUCCUGCUGAGUAUCUGGGUGGUGGCGUACGGCGUGGCCAAACAAGGAAUUCUAAUCCACAAUGACAAUCGGCUGGACUGGAUUGUCCGUGGGGCAGUUUACGAGCCGUACCUCAUCAUAUUUGGGGAUUUUCCCAGCAAUAUUGACAAUACUGCAUUUGACAUAGACAGCUGCACCAUGAAUGGCACUGAUCCUCUGAAGCCCAAGUGUCCUGUGCUAAAUGAAAACCAAACACCAGCCUUCCCUGAGUGGCUCACCAUCAUCAUGCUUUGUGUUUACUUGCUCUUUGCCAACAUACUGCUGCUCAAUCUGCUCAUAGCUAUCUUCAACUUUACGUUCCAGGAAGUGCAGGACAACACAGACAGGAUAUGGAAGUUUCAAAGAUAUGAGCUAAUUAAGGAGUACCACAGCCGCCCAGCUGCUCCUCCUCCUUUUAUCAUCUUCAGCCAUCUUUAUCUCUUCAUCAGGAACAUGGUGCUGCGCAGGCCACUCUCCAAAAGCAAGGAGUUCAAUAAUGAGCUUCCUCAGAUAGAGGAAGAGGAGCUGUUGUCCUGGGAGGCCUUGAUGAAAGACAGAUACCUGCAGUCCACAGAGCAGGAGCAGAGCCAGAGCAUGGAGCGACGCAUCCAGGACACAGCCCAAAAGGUUUCCACCAUGACCGAUCGGCUGGAGAGGGAAGAGGAGUCGAGCUCUGCUGCUGUGAUGGAAAGACUGGCCCGACUAGAGGAGCAGGUCAUCCAGUCAACCAGAGCCCUGCAGUGGAUUAUGGACAAUCUGAAAUCUCAGGAUCUUGCCACAAAAGAAGCACUGACAGCAGCAACUGCAACAGAUGAGACGCCUGACACUUUGAGAAAUGUGUCAGAGAACAUAGACGGGUUCCACGUGAACGCCCGUCAGUUUCACUAUCCGAACAGCAAGAUCUUGCGCUUCCCUGUGCCUGAAGAGAAAGUGCCGUGGGAGGUCAGCUUCAGCUCAUACAUGCCGACUUAUUACACCUCUGAAGACAGUGGGGACCAUGUGGAUGGAUCAGAAUCGGAGGUCUUGGAUAAUUACAGAAACCCAGGAGGGAGGACUGGUAUCAGAGGACAAGGCUCCCUCAGCCAUCUGGGUCCAAAUCUGAAUGUAGAGCUUGUUGUUACACGUUGGCAAGACAGCGAUAGAUCUGUUUUGGAGUACCUGGCUGUUUGGGAUGAGAGCCAUGGAACCCUGGCUUUACCUGGGGGGCCUGUCCAAUCUGCUGAUCAACUGCCAGUGACUCUUAAGAGAACCAUGGGAAAGACGCUGUAUGAAAAAUUAAAUGCAAAAGUUUCAGAGGGAAUGAAGGUGUUCGAGGGCUAUGUGGAUGACUGCAGGAACACUGAUAAUGCCUGGGUGGAAACCACUGUCCUAAACAUUCACCUGGACCGAACGAGCCAGGUGAUGGUAGAUAUCAAUAAUAUGAUGGUGAGCAGCCACGGUUCUCUUCAGUGGCAGGAGUUGAGCGGCAAAACGAGACUUAGCUCAAACCAAAGAGACUCUCUGCGGCAGGUUGCUGAGCUGCACAACAGGAAGUUCUGAUUUUCACGCUGCUGUAGCUGUAAAUGUGCCUCCUCAUCCACAGAUUUACUUCUGCCUGUUAAAUGAGGCCUUUUUAAAAUGCUUACACAGAUUAAUUCUGUUGCACUGAAAAAAACAACUUAAGACAAGAUGCUGUUAAAGCCAUAAUGUAUGCUGCUGCGUCAUGGGACAGUAAACUGAACGUUUAGCCUACACACUGUGUUAACGCUCGAUAAUAACUACUUAAUACUAUAAGAAUAAAUACUUCAAACUGUAUUGUACUUUUUACUUUACUAUGUUUACACUAUGUUUAUCUGACAGUAUAGUCAGUAGUUACUUUUUCCAUACAAAACAUACAAAUGCAAAUCAUUAUCCACUACUGACACACAAUGAAAUGUUCCAUAAUGUGUUCACUGUGUGUAUCAAUAGCAAAACAUACAAAUGCAAAUCAUUAUCAUAUGAAAUUAUGCAUCAUUAUAAAUGAAAAUACUCAGUAUGAUAUACAGUAGUUAAAAGGCAACAGUUGGAGCAGCUGUGAUGUUAAAAUGCUAUUUACAUGGUGAUAAUAAGACUCACAUAUGUCUGAACAGGACCAUAUCGCACAAUGAGUACUUUUAUUUUUGAUAUGUUUCACUGCUAAUACUACACUUUUACUUGGUUGAGAUUUUAAAUGCAGGAUUUUCACUUGUAAUUGAAUUUUUAAUUUAUGGUUCUGCUGUUUGUGUUUGAGUAAAAGUUAUUCUGAGUUAUUCUUAAACCACUGGAAUACUUUACUUGCUCAGUUGUGCCAAGAGACUGAUGUGUGCUGCAGUUUAUUAAUUAAUCACUCUUGGCCUUUAUAAGGAUUAAAAAGCUACCUACUACAAA
This is a messenger RNA of Lates calcarifer (barramundi perch), 5274 nucleotides long. RefSeq names its product transient receptor potential cation channel, subfamily M, member 2 (gene trpm2). Gene Ontology annotation, cellular component: membrane. The record is from RefSeq and is a predicted model, not a curated record. The transcript has 32 exons. Gene Ontology annotation, biological process: calcium ion transmembrane transport. Bases 13 to 4428 code for a protein of 1471 amino acids. NCBI's taxonomy places the organism in Eukaryota, Metazoa, Chordata, Actinopteri, Centropomidae. Gene Ontology annotation, molecular function: ligand-gated calcium channel activity.